GGGGCCAGGAGGCAGCGCUCCGCCGCCGCAGUCGCCGCCAGUCCAGCAGCGCCGCGCAGCGCCCGGGAGACUCGCACGCUCGACUUCACCGCCACAGAUGAGUAGUUAAAAUUAUACCUUACAUAGCAUGGAUCCUACUCCCAUGUGUAACCUGUGCACUCCAUGAAUGGACACAGCAAGAUACAAUUUUAUAGCACUACCUUGGAUUAACAAAAUUUGCCAUGGAAUACGCAUGCGUUUGCAGCGGUUACAGUACAAAUAUUUACAACGCCAGGGAGAUGUCGGAAGAAGAAUUUCCGGCUGCGGCCGCGGAGCCGGGGUCUGAGCCGGGGUCUGAGCCGGCGUCUGAGCCGCCGCCGAUGGAGGGUGGGGAGCAGCCGCCUGCGCCGGAAGGCACGGAGGAAUCCAAGCCCAAGUACCGGCCCGCCAGGGAUCCCGACCGCCCGCUCAAGUUCCGCUACUGGAACCGCCCAACCAACCUCCAGUACAAGUAUCUCUACGACUACCGCCACAACUACUACUCCGACGUCAUCGACUAUCUAGACAACAGGUCACGUGGUAUCAAAUCGGAUAUUCCAAGACCACAGACGUGGGCCGAACGUGCUCUACGUACUUAUACUAACCCAAAGAAGAGUGAAGCUCUUGCUAAGCGCCAGAAGGAUGUUGAACUUCUUAAUAACAUCCGUACAAGCAACUUUCUGUAUCAGUAUCACACCAAGGACUAUCUGUACAGAAAAUAUCCAGCACUAACACUCUGAAUGUAAACAACAUGUAGGUUUUUCAUUUAAAGGAUCCAGUACUAUACAAUAAAAAAUUGAAGAUUUAGAUAUAAAAUUGUAAAUAUGCAUAGCAGCUCAUUAUUUUACAAGCACAUAAAGAGUUUGUACCACUAAAUAGAAAAUCACAGAACAAACAAAGUAAAUUCUAAAAAAGAAAAUAAGAGAUUUCUUUUGUUUUCAUAUUCUCAAGAAUGCCAUUGCAUUAUGAAGUAAUACUUUGCUCAGUAAGCUUGACAAAAAGUGUAUUAUAUGUAUUCCUAAUAGCUAUUUAACACUGCCAAAUAUACAUAAGUAUUCUGAGUUCUUUGUUUUCUUCAUGCUCGGUAUUCUAAUAAAGCAAGCUUUUCAAAUGGGAAAGACAAAGAAAAUCAUAUUGAAUCUAUUUUCUCACAUAGAGUGGGAGAAAGAAGAGCACAAAUAAAGGUUUCUUUGCAAGAAGCAAAGAAUCACAUUUUUUUCCUUGUGCAGCAUGUUCUUAAAAUAAUCUAAGUACUGCUUUUUGGACACAGCUAAUUUUUGACAGAUAAGUGUAGAUGUCAUAAGGAAAGGUAUAUUUUUGAAAUUUAGAUACUCAAUGACCUGUUUUCUCUGGGGAAGCAGGGUAUUAAUUUUAGUGUGUACAGCAAUUAAAAAUGUUGCUAUCUCAUAUUUAUAUACUGCACUUUGGCAAUGUUUUCUGAUUUGAUGCAUUUAGCAGUUAAGCUUAUCAAGUGUAUUAUUGUUAUUAGACACUCAAUAAAAGACAUUAAUUAUUAA
Messenger RNA from Schistocerca gregaria, 1535 nucleotides. RefSeq names its product flightin. The record is from RefSeq and is a predicted model, not a curated record. NCBI's taxonomy places the organism in Eukaryota, Metazoa, Arthropoda, Insecta, Orthoptera, Acrididae. The transcript has 4 exons. The coding region runs from base 222 to 758 and encodes 178 amino acids.